Molecule: messenger RNA, 1453 nt
Organism: Aureobasidium pullulans EXF-150
Lineage: Eukaryota; Fungi; Ascomycota; Dothideomycetes; Dothideales; Saccotheciaceae
Product: WLM-domain-containing protein
Exons: 2
Coding region: 1-1302 (433 amino acids)
Source: RefSeq, a predicted model, not a curated record
AUGAACAAGGUCCUUGGGUUUGAGCGCAUCAACGAACGCAAGAAAAGACCAAACGCACUCAUCAACUUCAUCAAACCUCUGGAGGGACCUGACAAAGCACUGGCGCAAGACUUUUUGGAACGUGUUGCUGCUAUCUGCUAUCCGAUCAUGAAGGAGAACCACAUCGUCGUCAUGGCCUUGGAAGAAUAUCUACCCAAUCCGGAAUUCAUCGGACGCAACUUCAACGCCGGAGAAGUCAUUCAGCUGGUACUCAAAGCUCCACACACCAAUCAAUGGCUACCAUUCAAGCAUGUUCAAAUGGUCAUGAUGCACGAGCUGGCGCACUGCAAACAGAUGAACCAUUCUCGUGCUUUUUGGAAGGUCAGAAACACAUAUGCCGAUGAGCUCAAAGUCCUCUGGAACAAGGCAUACACAGGCGAAGGUCUAUGGGGUAAAGGGCAAUCUCUCAUUUCCGGACAGUACAUGACCAAUCACAUGCCGGAAGCCGCCAACGCACCAGCAAACCUCUGUGGUGGCACGUUCAGAUCCUCAGGUGGCCGGAAACGAAGACGGAACGAUGAGAAGCCCAAAGUUACCUAUGCCGAACGCCAACAACGUAGGAUUGCAAAGAAGUUCGGUGUUGCUGGUGUCGCACUAGGUGACGAUGAGGGCAUCAGAGCCAAGCUCGAGUCUGGCCAGAAGGGCGGCAAGCCUGCUGUGAAGCCGAGAGUGGCAAGCAGUAAGCGAGGCCGAGAGCUUCGAGCUGCUGCAGCAUUAGCACGUUUCGACACUGUGAAGAAGGAGGCUGGCAAGGAAGAGCUCAAGACAGAAGCAAUCAGUGACGACGACUACGAGACUGAUUCUGACUAUGAGUACACGACCAUCGAGCGGACUAUGAACCCCGAAGACAACAAUAUGGUCAGAGUGUGCGAGAACGAAAACGCAGAGGACAAGGAUGCACAGCGAGAGUUUGAUGAGCUGCGUGAGAUCGACAACGCCAUGCCGAAGCUACAGAUCACAUCUUCAAAACAACCAGCUUCGAAAGAAAAGACCAAACAGACUCCAGCCAAAAACAACCCCUCGAACACAAUACAAGAACAACCACGUCCAGCGCCUUCAGCAAUUCAAACUUCGGCCUGCAGAAUCUGCUCGCUGGAGAACGAACCCGCAGCAGCCCUCUGCGCAGCUUGCUCGCAUGUACUCAACCCAGCUCUGAUGCCGAACUGCUGGAAGUGCACGAGCGCGACUUGUAAGAGCGUCGGAUACGUCAAUCCAGGCGAUUAUGGUGUAUGUGGAUUAUGCGGAGGAGCAAAACCUAGAUGAUCGAGAAGCACACAAAGAGGGAUGAAGGAUAGAGUAUAAUAAUCAGCUGCAUUGCUUCGAAGUUGAGAUUAAUGAACAUUGUAUCAUCAUAUCAGUCUCCUGCUUGCGGGUUCAAACAUACGAACAAAUAGGACAAUAGCCAAAAGUCGAG